This is a messenger RNA of Eublepharis macularius, 5355 nucleotides long. It is a transcript of the gene CUX2, whose product is annotated as cut like homeobox 2. Gene Ontology annotation, molecular function: DNA binding; DNA-binding transcription factor activity, RNA polymerase II-specific. The record is from RefSeq and is a predicted model, not a curated record. Gene Ontology annotation, biological process: regulation of DNA-templated transcription. The coding region runs from base 121 to 4401 and encodes 1426 amino acids. The transcript is spliced from 21 exons. NCBI's taxonomy places the organism in Eukaryota, Metazoa, Chordata, Lepidosauria, Squamata, Eublepharidae.
GAGCUGAAUACCGUGGCUUCUGAACUGGCAGCGCGGCAGGAAGAAAGCGAACAUUCUCAUAAACAUUUAAUUGAACUCAGCCGGGAAUUUAAGAAAAAUGUACCUGAGGAAGUGCGAGAGAUGGUGGCUCCUGUUUUAAAAAGCUUCCAGGCAGAGGUGGUCGCUCUUAGUAAAAGAAGCAAGGAAGCAGAAGCCGCGUUCCUGACUGUUUACAAGCAGAUAAUCCAAGCGCCAGAUCCUGUCCCCGUCCUGGAAACGGCACGAAGCCUAGAAAACCGGCUGCAGCAGCUGCAUUGCCUCAGCCCAGAGAACCCGCCUUUGAAAGAACUGAACAGACAGUGGAAGAAGAACUCAGAGCUCCUGUGCCCAAAAGAGCAGAGGGAAGGGACACCUCCAGCAGGGCUCGCUGGGCCGGAGGGAGCCAAGCUCACGAGCCUCAGCAGCAAAGCACUCCUGACGGAAAACCUGCUGCAAAGAAAUGAAGUUGAGAAGCAAAAGGGCCUACAAGAAGCACAGAUCAGUUUGGCUGCUCGGCUGGGGGAAGCAGAAGAAAAGAUCAAAGUCCUACAUUCAGCACUAAAGGCAACACAGACGGAACUGGUCGAUCUGCGUUGCAAGUAUGACGAAGAGGCUGCUUCGAAGACAGAUGAAGUGGCCAUGAUCAUGACGAAUCUUGAAAAAGCCAAUCAGAGAGCCGAGGCCGCCCAGAGGGAGGUGGAGAGCCUGCGGGAACAGCUCGCAUCUGUCAACAGCUCCCUGCGCCUGGCCUGCUGUUCUCCGCAGGGACCCAGUGGGGAUAAAGUGAACUACUCCUUGUGUCCGGGGCCGCGGCUUGAAGCAGCACUGGCAGCGAAGGAUCGGGAAAUCCUCCGUCUUCUCAAAGAGAUUCAGCAUUUGCAAACCUCCAUGCAGGAGCUGGAAGAGUCUUCGGCCAAUCAGAUUGCAGACCUGGAACGGCAGGUGGCAGCUAAGAAUGAGGCCAUCGAGAAACUGGAAGACAAACUAAGAGCCCAGUCAGACUACGAGGAGAUCAAGACUGAACUGAGCAUCUUGAAGGCGAUGAAGCUGGCCUCCUCCAACUGCAGCCUUUCGCAGAGCAUAUCAAAGCCCAGCGAUGCUUUGCUUCUGGGAAAAGAGACCUUCUAUCCAUCUCAGAAGUACCUUCUGGAAAAACCCAGCCUUGGCCACAGUACUGAGGAGGACCCCUCGGAGGACGAAUCGGUGAAGGACUCCAUGGGCAUGGACCAAUCCUACUCUUCCCCUCAACGGCUUUCGCACACGCCCAGGGACGACUCUGCCUCCCCCACCCUUGUCCAGCCCCUGUUGGGUCCUGCCGUGGCUCAGGAAGUACCAAGGACUUGCUCACUGUCUCCUUUCCCUAGCCUGGGCGCCACUGAACGGAUAUCCUUGGACCCCCUUCUCCCUAAACAGAUGGGGCCUCCAGCGUACAAGAACGAAAAUAGUGGCGUGAUGUCUUUCCCUUCCCCUUUCUAUGCCGCCAAAGGGGCAGUCUUGUCUGGCAACCCCAGUCAAACCGUCCCAGCCAACGAGGCCAGCCCACCCAGCGACCAAUCCGAAGGCAGCAGUUCUGCUUCCGCCGAGGAGGAGCAUCUGGAUACGGCCGAGAUUGCUUUCCAAGUGAAGGAGCAGCUCCUCAAACACAACAUUGGCCAGCGUGUCUUUGGGCAUUACGUACUAGGCCUCUCUCAAGGCUCCGUCAGCGAGAUUCUGGCCAGGCCGAAGCCUUGGCGCAAGCUCACGGUCAAAGGAAAAGAGCCGUUCAUCAAGAUGAAGCAGUUUCUCUCCGAUGAGCAGAACGUCUUGGCUCUGAGGACAAUUCAGGUGCGCCAGAGAGGCAGCAUCACGCCCAGGAUUAGAACGCCGGAAACCGGCUCCGACGAUGCCAUCAAGAACAUCCUAGAGCAAGCCAAGAAGGAGAUUGAGUCACAGAAAGGAGGGGACACCAAGAACUCCUCAGCGCCCCAGGCUGUCGCCAACGGCACGAGCAACUCGGAGGAUGCCAUCAAGAACAUUCUGGAACAGGCCCGCCGGGAAAUGCAGGCGCAGCAGCAAGCCCUGCUCGAGAUCGAGUCGGGCGGCUCCAGCAGGCCCCUUGCCACGCCACCCGCAGAACGCGCCACUCUGGCCGCCGUCAGCGAGAACAUCGUCCAGGCCUACAUCAAGCAAGAGGAGGGCCUUCUGGGCCCAAACGCCAGCGGCAGCAUGGCCCAGGCGCCCCUGACGGUGCUCUCCCCGGCCGCCUUUGUGCAGAGCAUCAUUCGCAAGGUCAAGUCUGAGAUCGGGGAUGCCGGCUCGUACUUCGACCAGCACUGGGCAUCGGAGAGGAGCUUGCUGAGCCGCCCUUACCCCUCGGUGUCACCCUCCCUCUCCUCCUCUUCCAGUUACUCCAGCAUGGCCAAUGGGCGGGGGUGGCAGCGGGGAGAAGCUGGCGACACCGUCGCAAACGAAGAAGACCUCCCCACUUCCGAGGACGAGCCACACAGGGCGCUAGAGGUCAAGUCGGAAGGGGGCAGCUCGGAGGCCCAGAGCUCCAGCCGCCUGGCUUAUUACCCGGCUUAUGUGCCCAGGACCCUAAAGCCCACUGUCCCGCCCUUGACGCCGGAGCAGUAUGAAAUGUACAUGUACAGGGAAGUGGACACCUUGGAGCUGACCAGGCAAGUCAAGGAGAAGCUGGCCAAGAACGGGAUCUGCCAACGUAUCUUCGGGGAAAAGGUGCUGGGGUUAUCACAAGGGAGCGUGAGUGACAUGCUGUCGCGGCCUAAGCCCUGGAGCAAACUCACCCAAAAAGGGCGCGAACCGUUCAUCCGGAUGCAGCUGUGGCUCACAGACCAGCUCGGCCAGGGGAUCAGCCAGCAGGCCGGCCAGCCUCAUGCCAGUCCCGGGGAGGCCCAGUCUUCUCCCUCCCCACCACCCAGUCCUUCUGAGCAAGAGAAAAGCCCCCAGGAACCAUUGAGUCUGACCUUGGAAAGCAGCAAAGAAAACCAGCAACCGGAGAGUAGGUCAGCUUCCUCGCUGAGCGGGAAGGUUUGUCCCAACAGCCAGGCAUCUGUGGGCAUCCAGGAAAUUGUGGCCAUGUCUCCGGAGCUGGACACGUACUCCAUCACCAAGAAGGUCAAGGAGGUCUUGACAGAUAACAACCUCGGCCAGCGACUUUUUGGAGAGAGUAUUCUGGGUCUGACCCAGGGAUCAGUCUCUGACCUCCUUUCGAGGCCCAAGCCGUGGCACAAACUGAGCUUAAAAGGGAGGGAACCCUUUGUCCGUAUGCAGCUGUGGUUGAAUGAUCCACACAACGUUGAAAAGCUCCGGGACAUGAAGAAGUUGGAGAAGAAAGCAUAUUUGAAGCGCCGCUAUGGACUGAUCACUACCAGUUCAGACAGCGAGUCUCCCCACACCCGCUCCGAAUGCCCCAGCCCAAGCCUCCAGUCCCAAGAUCUUAGCCUCCUGCAAAUGAAGAAGCCCAGAGUGGUCCUGGCUCCAGAAGAGAAAGAGGCCCUCAAAAAGGCCUACCAGCUGGAGCCGUACCCUUCCCAACAGACCAUUGAGUUGCUCUCUUUCCAGCUGAAUCUCAAGACCAACACCGUGAUCAACUGGUUCCAUAACUACAGGUCCCGGAUGCGCCGAGAGAUGCUGGUGGAGGGAGCUCAAGAUGACACGGAUCUGGAGCAGUGCAUGACCCCGGCUGGCAACUCGCUCAAGGGCCCCCAUCCCCAGAGUCCCGACUCAGAAGAAGAGGACAGGAAACCGACAUUCAGGGAUGCGGAAUGCCAAGGGGGAAAUGAGCUGCGGGUCCAGGUCAAGGAAGAGCAGGUGGAGGCUGGUGAGAAGGAGGCCUGUUCAAACCACAGGGAUCCCAGUAGCCUGCAUGGAGAGACAGAGCCUCUUUCUGGAUCAGUCCUCAAAGAAGAACAGAUGGAAGCAGCAUGUACAGAAGGCCCAAACGAGCCUCCCAGCCUCACAUGGGGCAGCGCCCCGCAUAGCAAAAAUGCUCCCGAUUAUUCCUCUUUGCAUAACCCCCUGGAGUCGGACAGUGGCGAGAGGCCUCACCCUGACCCCAUUAGCUUUAAAUCUGCUUCCGAGUCCUCCCGCUGCAGUUUGGAGGUCUCCCUGAACUCUCCGUCGGCAGCCUCCUCUCCAGGCCUCAUGAUGUCUGUCUCUCCCGUCCCGUCCUCUUCUGCCCCCAUCUCCCCAUCGCCACCAAGCACAGUGGCUGCCAAAGCGCAGAGCUUGAGUCCUGCCACAGACACGGGUUGUGUUGCCCAGAACGCCAGGCUGCCUACGAACAUCCAGCGACGGCACGAGAAGAUGGCAAACCUCAACAGCAUCAUUCACAGGCUAGAAAGGGCAGCUAAUCGAGACGAGGCCCUGGAAUGGGAAUUCUGACGCGAACUCUGUGGGAUGUGCUAACAAAGCAGGGGACCAGAGUGGAGUGUACAUAGAAAUAUAUAUAUAGAAAUAUAUAUAUAUAUGUAUACACACACACAAACACACAUAUAUAUUUUAUUAAUUUCGUCAAGGAUUGAGGAAGAAACAAAAAAACCCAGCUCCAUUUUGUUGGGGGGAAAUUAUUAACAGCGACUCCCAUUAACUCUUUUUUCUUAGCUCCUGGCAGGAAAAUGAAAACUUGACUUUUCAUUUGUUUGUUUUUAAAUGUGAAAGCAAAACAAAACAAAAAAACCCUGGGAACACUUUUAGAAGAAAAAAAUUAAAAUAAUAUUUAUAGACCUCUUUUAGAUAUUUUAAUAAAAGGAACCUUUGGAAUUUAUUAACAGCUCAAGCUGCUUUGAUAUUAAAAGAUAGCUAUAAACUGUAUCAGUUGUGUCAUUAAAUGUCCACUGAAGUCCUGUAGUUUGCCACUGGAUGAGAUUAAAAAUUAAAAAGAUGUAACCCGACUCGUUGAUCAAAGCCAUCGAGAAGCGCCCCGAGACUGAAAUGUUACUACACUUAAAAGUCGCCAGAGGGGGUACAUUUUUCCCCACCUUUGUCUGUAAGACACCUCAUUGCUACGACCUUUCCGGAGACUUGUCUUAUAGUCCGCAAAGACUCUAAAUUUGGAAUCUGCGAUGCCAACCUAAAUCCAUUAUUUAGUUCUGGUGGUAUGUUUUGAAACCCCUUUUUUGUAACGCAGGAAAAAAAAAAGUGUUGCGUGCCGUUGUAUAUGUUGUAGAAAUAUGUUUCCCAUAGCCUUCUUGAACAAGAUGUAGCAUGGUUUCAGAACUGAUUCCUUAGUCCUUAUGCUUCCUCUAGCUAGCAACCCUUGAGAAACCGAAAGAAAGGUACAUGUGAGAAGAAAACUCAAGAAAAAGAAGCGUUCAGCAGCAGCUGGAGGCAAACUUA